ACAAUCACCUCCUCCCCACUGCCCGAUACAGAAAACCAACCGGCCGUCGCCGCUGCCGUCGCCAUCGCAUCCGCAACCGAAUCAUCCAUAGAGCCGGAUCUAGCUAUCAACAUGGAGACGGAUGAAGAGGUGCUCACUCGACUGCUCGAGUCGGCCGAGGCAGAGGGUGAGCACGAGAAUACCUGGCGUAGCCAUCGCACCGAAACGGGCAUGCUGGCCGAGAGGGACGAAGCGCGGCCAUUGCUGCCGGUGCGUUGCUGUCGCGUCUGGUUGCCACGGCGACGAACUCUGCCGGUGCUGAUGACACAGACGCCGGUGCAACCAUGCGUGAAGACGGCAGGCCAGCGGGCCGAUAAGCCUGGUGCACUCGGCUCCGCGCCUCGAGACGAGAUCGUGACGUCGCGAGGCGACAGAUCGGCCGAGGCCAGAGGAGGAGACGGACACAAAAUGAGGGUCAGUUUGGUUUGCCAGUUUUGUCGUGGUCCACAUUCUGGCGCCUCGUCCUUAUUGCAGAAUUAG
Molecule: messenger RNA, 519 nt
Organism: Protopolystoma xenopodis
Lineage: Eukaryota; Metazoa; Platyhelminthes; Monogenea; Polystomatidea; Polystomatidae
Source: the annotation of a GenBank genome assembly